This is a messenger RNA of Lepus europaeus (European hare), 1055 nucleotides long. RefSeq lists its product as uncharacterized. The coding region runs from base 357 to 1055 and encodes 232 amino acids. Gene Ontology annotation, biological process: DNA integration. The transcript has 2 exons. Gene Ontology annotation, molecular function: nucleic acid binding. The record is from RefSeq and is a predicted model, not a curated record. Lineage: Eukaryota; Metazoa; Chordata; Mammalia; Lagomorpha; Leporidae.
UGGUGCACUGUGUUGGAUCUAAAAGGUGCAUUCUUUUGUUUAAGACUGAGCCCUCAGAGCCAAUCCAUCUUUUCUUUUGAGUGGAAAGACUCAGAGACCGGGUUUUCAGGACAACUCACCUGGACAAGGUUGCCUUAAGGAUUUAAAAACUCGCCUACCUUGUUUGAUGAAGCUCUGCACCUAGAUUUGGCCGACUUCCGAGUCAACCAUCCGGACCUGGUCCUCCUGCAAUAUGUGGACGACCUCCUCCUUGCCGCUGAAACUGAGCAGAGCUGCCACUCUCCUCAGCAUUCUCCUCAGCAAUUCAUUGCCCCGGGCACCAACGAGGAGACGACUCCGUAGCAAGGGGAAACAGGAUGGCAGACGAGGCCGCUAGGGCGGCAGCCCUGAGCCAACAGGUGCUCCCGUUAAAGACAAUUGAGCCCACCCAAGUAUCGAGGGAACCACCUUUCCUCUAUUCGGACCAAGACUUAGAUACGAUUCAGCGGCUCGGUGCAGAGUAUGAUGAACAAAUAAGGGUUUGGAGGCUCGGAGAGAAAAUAGUCUUGCCACAUCAAUUGGCUAAAGAAAUAAUUACCAGCCUCCAUCAAUGGACUCAUUUGGGAUACAAAAAGCUAAAAGCAGCCUUACAGGAAGAUAGGCAGUCUUACUACAUCCCCGGACUUGACUCUUUAGCCCAGCAGGUGACUGAAUCCUGUGUUCCGUGUGCCAAGGUAAAUGCCAGACACCUCAAGCUCCCGGAGGGAGCUAGGGUAAGAGGAGACCGACCAGGAAUCAACUGGGAGGUCGAUUUCACUGAGAUAAGGCCGGGCAGUUAUGGGAAUAAGUAUCUUCUAGUUUUUGUAGACACCUUCUCCGGAUGGACUGAGGCAUUCCCCACAAAACGGGAAACCGCCCAGGUGGUCGUCAAGAAGAUCAUAGAGGAGAUCUUCCCCCGGUUCGGCUUGCCUAAGUUACAGGCCCGGUUGAGAGCACUCCAGAUCAUCCAGAACCAGGUCUGGAAACCUCUUGCAGCAGCUUACCAACCCAAGAUGACAACCAUUCCACAUCCUUGA